Cloeon dipterum is the source of this 996-nucleotide messenger RNA. RefSeq names its product protein FEV-like. Gene Ontology annotation, molecular function: DNA-binding transcription factor activity, RNA polymerase II-specific; sequence-specific DNA binding. The coding region runs from base 88 to 897 and encodes 269 amino acids. Gene Ontology annotation, biological process: cell differentiation; regulation of transcription by RNA polymerase II. Gene Ontology annotation, cellular component: nucleus. Lineage: Eukaryota; Metazoa; Arthropoda; Insecta; Ephemeroptera; Baetidae. The transcript is spliced from 3 exons. The record is from RefSeq and is a predicted model, not a curated record.
AAGGCAGUAGCAAGCAGUGCGGCGACUCAUCAAAGUCUCCUUUUCAAUAUUUUGUGAUCGGGGUGCAGCAUUCGCACAGAUUCAGCAAUGAAUUCACACAACUCGAACCGCUGGAUACGGCAGUUUCAAUCAUCUCUCCCAGUUGCUGGAAUCAUGGAGACAAACACUACGCUGUGGCAGUUUCUGCUGGAAUUGCUUCUUUCCAACCAGUACUCGUCCAUCAUCACGUGGACGAACGCAGAUGGUGAAUUUAAGUUGGUCAACGCCGAAGAAGUAGCCAGAUUAUGGGGACUGCGAAAAAACAAAACAAACAUGAACUACGACAAGCUGAGCAGGGCACUACGUUACUAUUACGACAAGAAUAUCAUCAAGAAGGUCCUUGGCCAGAAGUUUGUGUACAAAUUUGUCUCGUUCCACGAAAUCGUGAAAAUGGACAAAAAGAUGUCGUAUCGGCUGAGGUCGUCGGGUGUAAUGCAGCAGCAGCAGCAGGCGCGGGCCUCCUCCGAGGUUAGCAGCUAUCUAUGGCGGCAGGCGGCAGCUGUUGCUCUGAUAUACCGGGACGACUUCUUCCCGCUUCUCCCGCCAGCCGCUCUAGAUCUAUGGAGGCGGCAGAGUCUGCAGGCCUCAGCCGCCAUCGCUUCCGCCGCCGUCUCCCCCGCGGCCACCUCCGAGGAGCCCAUCGACCUUCGCGACGUUGAGCGCAACCUGCCAAUCACUGGCGCUUCCGCCGGCCCGGCUUCGCCCCUGCCAGCCAUUCUUGUGCCGCAACCUUUGCCGAACUGGACACACACCCUACUGCCGCAACACUUCUUUCCCCCCUCGGAGCACCUUUCCGAUGAAGCAUUCGAAUAUUAUAUGUCCCUGUGGCUCGCCAAUUUCCCCAAUUUCCCCAAUUAAUUCUUAAUUAUGUGUUGCCCUUGCAAAUUGUGAGUGGGUUUUUGUUGGCUUGAAUAAAAACUACAUGUUACUUUCAUUAAAGUGAAUCUGUUCAGCUAA